UUCCCUAGGCGGUCUUGGACAUCCCCUGCGUUAACGUGCUCCAGCAGAUGAGGCCGGAAGAGAAGCAGGGAACUGAGUACACUUGAAGGCCCCACCCCAACAAGGUCACAACCAGAAAAGGCUCGCUCGGCUACUCCACAACACUACUGCGGCUGCGUAGGCGACCUGUGGCCCGCACUCAAGAUGGCGGCUUCGGCGUCAGCGGCCUUCUGCCCUUCCCCAUCAUGGCGGCGGCCGGACCCGCCUCCCUGGGCGCGGGAAUCAUGUGACCCACACAAUGGCCGAGCGCCUACUCCAGGCUUCCCGGCAACGCCGAGUGAAAGCCAUGACGGCCGCCGCAGGUUCGGCGGGCCGCACCGCGGUGCCCCUACUGCUGUGCGCGCUGCUGGUGCCCGGCGGCGCGUACGUGCUGGACGACUCCGACGGGCUGGGCCGGGAGUUCGAUGGCAUCGGCGCGGUCAGCGGCGGCGGGGCAACCUCCCGACUUCUAGUAAAUUAUCCAGAGCCCUAUCGUUCUCAAAUAUUGGAUUAUCUCUUUAAGCCAAACUUCGGUGCCUCUUUGCAUAUUCUAAAAGUCGAAAUAGGUGGUGAUGGGCAGACAACAGAUGGUACCGAGCCCUCCCACAUGCACUAUGCGUUAGAUGAGAAUUAUUUCCGAGGAUAUGAGUGGUGGUUAAUGAAGGAAGCUAAGAAGCGGAACCCUAAUAUUAUACUCAUGGGCUUGCCGUGGUCGUUCCCUGGGUGGCUGGGAAAAGGUUUCAACUGGCCUUAUGUGAAUCUUCAGCUGACUGCCUAUUAUGUCAUGACCUGGAUUGUGGGCGCCAAGCAUUAUCAUGAUUUGGAUAUUGAUUAUAUUGGGAUUUGGAAUGAGAGGUCAUUUGACAUCAAUUAUAUCAAGGUGUUAAGAAGAAUGCUGAACUAUCAGGGUCUCGAUCGAGUGAAAAUCAUAGCGAGUGACAAUCUCUGGGAGCCCAUUUCUGCUUCUAUGUUGCUCGACUCUGAGCUCUUGGAGGUGAUUGAUGUUAUAGGAGCUCAUUAUCCUGGGACCCACAUAGUAAAGGAUGCGAAGCUGACUAAGAAGAAGCUUUGGUCUUCUGAAGAUUUUAGCACUGUAAAUAGUGAUGUGGGUGCAGGCUGCUUGGGCCGCAUAUUGAAUCAGAAUUAUAUCAAUGGCUACAUGACUGCCACAAUUGCUUGGAAUUUGGUGGCUAGUUACUAUGAACAGUUGCCUUAUGGACGAUGUGGAUUGAUGACUGCUCAGGAGCCAUGGAGUGGGCACUAUGUAGUAGAGUCUCCUAUCUGGGUAUCAGCUCAUACCACUCAGUUUACUCAACCAGGUUGGUAUUACCUGAAGACAGUUGGUCACUUAGAGAAAGGAGGAAGCUACGUGGCUCUGACUGAUGGCCUAGGUAACCUCACCAUCAUCGUUGAAACUAUGAGCCAUAAACAUUCUAAGUGUAUACGGCCGUUUCUGCCUUACUUCAAUGUGUCACAUCAGUUUGCUACCUUUGUUCUUAAAGGUUCUUUUAGUGAAAUACCAGAGCUACAGGUGUGGUAUACGAAGCUUGGAAAACCAUCUACGAGAUUUCUUUUUAAACAACUGGAUUCUCUAUGGCUUCUCGACAGCAGUGGCACCUUCACCCUGGAGCUGCAGGAGGACGAGCUCUUCACGCUCACCACUCUCACAACCGGGGGCAAGGGCAGCUACCCGCUGCCUCCAAAGUCCCAGCCCUUCCCACGAAUUUAUAAAGAUGAUUUCGAUUUUGAUUACCCAUUUUUUAGUGAAGCUCCGAAUUUUGCUGAUCAGACUGGCGUCUUUGAAUACUUUACGAACAUUGAAGACCCUGGAGAGCAUCGCUUCACGCUACGCCAAGUUCUCAAUCAGCGGCCCAUUACUUGGGCUGCUGAUGCAUACAACACCAUCAGUAUUAUAGGAGAUUACAAAUGGUCCAAUCUGACUGUAACAUGUGAUGUUUACAUAGAGACUCCUGAGAAGGGAGGCGUGUUCAUUGCCGGAAGAGUGAACAAAGGUGGUAUCUUGAUUAGAGGCGCCAGAGGAGUUUUCUUCUGGAUUUUUGCAAAUGGAACCUACAGAGUUACGGGUGAUCUAGCUGGAUGGAUCAUAUAUGCUUUAGGACAUGUUGACGUUACAGCAAAAACUUGGUAUACACUCACAUUAAUUAUUAAGCUUUUGCUCAGACUGUGGAAUUGUGUUUUGCCAUGGUCUGAAGUGAGAAGGAUGUUUGCUCCACUGACUAGAUUGGCCGUACAUAUUAAGAAACGGACCUCAGAGAAUCACUUUUAUACGUCUUCAAGGGGUGCGUUUGUCUUUCCUCCAGGGCCGGUUCUCCUCUGGCAUGCUGAACGGCAGGUAUGUCUGGACGAACAUCCCUGUGAGUUUCCCGAAGAAUGGCUGGGCUGCCAUUGGAACGCACUCCUUUGAAUUUGCACAGUUUGACAACUUUCAUGUGGAAGCCACAAGCUAAUAUUCACGGAGCACCAUAGAACCACUCUCUGGGUUUUCUUUCUUUCUGGUUUUGGUUGAGAGCCAGUUCUUUUGAUGGAUCAAUAUAUGAGCCUCUUGGAGGCUAACAAUAGUGAAGAGUAAAUGGGGAGAGAAAUACAUGUUUGCUUGAUCUUCUGGAAGAUAUUUUUAGAACUAGUGCCCAGGGAAACCGAUGAAUCUUGAACAUGACCUGAUAUGUCCCCUAAAAUUCAAGCUGUGCAGCGGUCCUCUUGUGAGGCGUGGUUUGGGUGGUUCACACCUCGAAGCCUUGGCACUGAUGCUGAGCUGGCUUUCUCCAUCGCACGCACAAGGGAUCGUGUGGACGGCAGUAACCCGAUCAUCACAGACCGACUGUGUGUCUGAGUGAGUGGAUGGCCUCGUCCGGAGGUCACACCACACCGUAGGGAGCUGAAGAACACUGGAAGUGCUGCUUUUUGAAAACCACUUCAACACAUUAGUCUUAACACUCUAAAGAGUAUUUUUUCUUUUCCUUUUUACGAUGAUGCUUUUGAAUUAUAGAUAUGAUGAGUGGAUGUGUCGUGAUUGCAAAAAUGCCUCACUAAUAAACUACCUCUAAAGCUAGUCCUGCAGUAAUCGAUAUGAGCAGAUUAAUUGGGUUAUCUGCAGUUAUUAAUUCUUUUAAAUCCAACCUUUAGUCUUGUAACCCUUAAGACUCUCUGUGAACAUUUCCCCAGGUGGCUGGAAGGAGGAAGAAAAUCCCACAUAGCCAGUGCUUUCCGUGGGUCUACAGAUGAAGCUGGAGCAAUUUUCUUGUGUCUCAUGUCAUGGUGCCUCUCGCGGCCUUCUUGUGUGCUGCUGGCCAUGGACUAACACAGCUAAUGCAUUCUCUUAUCUUUGUGUGUGGAAGAAGGGGCACACUAAGCUUCUGCUAGCUCAUAGAAUUGGAUCAUCCUUUAAUAUUCAGUGUGGUUAGAUGCAUUUAUUUCAUGAAAGUACAAAUGUGUUUAUAUUUGAGUGUGGGGAGCAUAUUUCUCAUGCAGUAUAAUUUAUAUCUAAGCAUUAGUGGACCUCCUAGAAACAACUCCAUUGUUCAUGUCGAUAAAGUAAAUUCUGGAAUUCUCUAAAAUGAAAGUUCAAAACUUCACUGGACUAAUAUUAGAAUUUUGGUAUUUGUAAUGGUUUAACAUAGGCUAAACUGAAUGAAGUUUUGUAUGUCUAUUAAAGACAAAAAGCUCAAUAUUAUAAUAUAUCAGAUUAUAGAGAAAAUUUUUUAAUUAAAACCAAGUCUAAGUGAUUUCCACAUCAGGUCUCUACAGAUUUUUUAAGUUAGCUUUAUUGUGGUAUAAUUUACAUACAAUAAAAUGUUCCCAUUUUAAGUAUACAGUUAAAUGAGUCUUGAUAAAUGGAUACACGCACAAAACCAACACCCCAACCAAGCUAUGAACAUUUCCAUUACCCCAGAAAGUUCUCGUGUUGCACCUGAGCAAUAAUGUCUUCUCACCUGCCCCCAUCUCAGAUUUCUGUUGCUACUGAUAAGUUUUCAUUGUUCCAAAACAUUAUAGAAGUGGCGUCAUACACUAUGUACUCUUUUGUGAAUGGUUUCUUUCAUUCAGCAUAAUGCUUUUGAGAUUUGUCUGUGUUACUAUGUAUAUCAAUGGUUUGCUCCUUAUUUCAAAGAAUAUUCCAUUGUAUGAUUAAACCACAAUUUGUCAUUCUCUUCCCUCACUUUUUGGAAUUCCAAAUCUGUUAUGAACAUUUGUGUACAAGU
This is a messenger RNA of Leptonychotes weddellii (Weddell seal), 4235 nucleotides long. It is a transcript of the gene GALC, whose product is annotated as galactosylceramidase. The record is from RefSeq and is a predicted model, not a curated record. NCBI's taxonomy places the organism in Eukaryota, Metazoa, Chordata, Mammalia, Carnivora, Phocidae. Gene Ontology annotation, cellular component: lysosome. Gene Ontology annotation, molecular function: galactosylceramidase activity. Gene Ontology annotation, biological process: galactosylceramide catabolic process.